GACUAAAACAUUGCUGUUCUUGUUUUAGGAAGCUGGAAGUGAAGGCGUGUGCUCGGUGUUUGUGUUAUUAUUUCCUGUAGCUAUAUGUCUUUAAUUCCUCCCGUCCCGUUUCCUUGGCUGAGUUCCUGUGGAAGUGUGUGUGUCUGUGUGUCUGUGUGUGUGUGUGAGAGAGAGAGUGUGUGGUAGUAGCGGCAGCGGCACGGGCAGCAGAAGUCUCCUGAAACGGCGGUAAAUUCGCUUCUAAAGGCCACAUAGAGGAAAUUUUCGGGGCUUAAAACUACAGUGUGUCGCUUCUGGUGGAUUUCUGACUGCGCUUCUUAGCGGUAAGUUUUCAAAGGGUUAAGUGAAGAGAAGAGAAACAGAUGUCUCCUGGCUGAGGUGUCUGUGCGUGUGCAGGAGGCCCUGUGAUUUCUGCUUGGACACGUCCAGACUCGCUGCCUCUUCAAGAGAAGACGCCAGGUUUCAGAGAGAAACGGGGGAGGAGAAGAUCUGCUUCAGGAGGACAAACUGAUACACGAUUCAUUCAGAGGCUGACAGUCAGCCAGGAAACCAAGGAGGGGAUGUAUUCUGCUCAAAGCUGACGAACAGUUCCUCUUUCGGCCUUUAGCUGCACAGCCUGAGACAACGAAAGCUCUUGAGCAAGAAAAAAGUAAGAAGUGGUCGAGAUGGCAUCGCAGGAAGGGGAGGAGCCAAAUGGUAAAAGUGGCCAGUCGGACAGUAGGCUAAAGAACAAGAAGCCGCCCAGCCUGGUGAUCGCCAUUCCUCCAUCUGAGGAUGAGGAGAGCUCGACAGCACCAACCAGACAGUUUUUGCGGCCAUCGCUAAAAAAGAGUGUGAGUAUGCAGCAGUCGAAUGAGGCACUGUCAGACAGCGGGGCUAAUGAGAGAAGAGCAGCAUUCUCCAGACAGACGUCCCUCUCUCAGAGCAUCCGCAGGAGUACAGCUCAGUGGUUUGGAGUGGGCAGUGACUGUGAGAGUAAGCAGCAGGUGUGGCACAGGAAGAGCCUGCGGCACUGCAGUCAGCGCUACGGCCGACUAAAAGCUCAGUACAGAGAGAGCCAUGAGGCAGCCAGCGUGGAUCAGCAGGCCCUCGACUCACCGGGUGCUUUUAGAAUGCCAAAGAUUGUGGACCCCCUGGCACGUGGCCGCCAGUUUCGACACGAUGAUGCUGAGCGGCCCCGGACCCCCCAUACCGCUCACCCUGUCCCCCCACCCCCCCUGACCCCAGGCGUGACCUCCAUCUGCUCCUUUACAAGCCAGCAAUCUGGGCACACUCGUUUUCCACGGAGAAAGAGAGAAUCUGUGGCUCGCAUGAGCAUCCGUGCAGCCUCCAACCUGCUCAGGGGUCGUCCCGGGCUGCAGGGAGCACACACGUUUCGGAGUGUCCCGCGCAAGAGUUUCGUUCGGCCCAGUUGGAGGGAGGAGGAUACAGCAGACACAGCAGACACAGCUGACACCUCUGACUCAGUCUUCUUCAGCAAGAUGGAUGCACAUGAGGAACUGUAUUCUAUGGCUGAUGAUGUGUUUGAGUCUCCGCCCCUCUCUGCCUCGUGGGCCACAGAUGGUGCUCCAGAGGAGCCGCCACGCUACCCCAGCAUUAAAGACAUCAGCAAAGCUCCAGCAGCCGCUGUAGAAAAAGAUGACACUCGUCGGGGAGGUCGGAUCGCGUCUCGGGUGAAACACUUUGCCUUCGAUAAACACAAGCGGCAGUACGGGAUGGGUGUUGUGGGAAAGUGGCUGGACCGUAACUACCGGCGAAGCCUGAGCAGCCAGAUCCAAAAACAGCUGGAUGACUUCCACAGCCACAGGCCUUACUUUACCUACUGGAUCACGUUUGUGCACAUUGUCAUCACCCUGCUGGCCUGCGGCACAUACGGAUUUGCCCCUGUCGGCUUUGCCCAGCACUCAGUCACUCAACUGGUUCUGAGGAAUAAAGGGAUCUAUGAGAGUGUAAAAUAUGUUCAGCAGCAGAACUUCUGGAUCGGUCCGGGAUCUGAAGAUUUGAUCCACCUGGGGGCAAAGUUUUCCCCCUGCCUCCGAAAAGAUGAGCAGAUAGCGGAGCUGAGACGGAAAGCCAAAGAUCAAGAAAGAAUGUCUGGAUGCUGCGUUCAGAACGACAACUCCGGAUGUGUUCAGACGCUCCCAGAGGACUGCUCGGAAACUUUGGCCACUUUCAUCAAAUGGAAUAAUGAGGAAGUGGACUUCCGUCGGUCUUCGGGUGCAGUGUGCCAUCAGGACCCCAGGACGUGUGAAGAGCCUGCAUCAGCUGAGCCUCAUGUUUGGCCUGAUGACAUCACGGAGUGGCCGAUCUGCACUGAGCCACGGACGUGGAACCACACAGGGUAUCGGCACAUGGACUGCACCAUCAGGGGUCGACCGUGCUGUAUAGGAACCAAAGGGAGGUGCGAGAUCGCCACACGUGAAUACUGUGAUUUCAUGCACGGCUACUUCCAUGAAGAGGCCACACUCUGCUCUCAGGUUCACUGUCUGGAUGAAGUUUGUGGGCUGCUUCCGUUCCUAAACCCAGACAUUCCAGAUCAGUUCUACAGGCUGUGGCUCUCACUCUUCCUGCAUGCAGGCCUCCUGCACUGCCUGGUGUCCGUAGUCUUUCAGAUGACCAUUCUGAGAGACCUGGAGAAGCUGGCCGGCUGGGUACGGAUUUCCAUCAUCUACAUCUUUAGCGGCAUUACAGGGAACUUGGCCAGCGCCCUUUUCCUGCCCUACAGAGCAGAGGUGGGUCCAGCGGGCUCCCAGUUCGGCCUGCUAGCGUGUUUGUUCGUGGAGCUGUUCCAGGGCUGGCAGGUGUUGGAGAAACCGUGGAAAGCCUUCCUCAAGCUGCUCGGCAUCGUCCUCUUCCUCUUCUUCUGUGGCCUGCUGCCGUGGAUAGACAACAUCGCCCACAUCUUCGGCUUCCUCAGCGGCCUGCUGCUCUCCUUCGCCUUCCUGCCUUAUGUUACCUUCGGCACCUUCGACAAGUACCGCAAGCGGGUGCUCAUCAUCCUCUCAUUGAUUGUCUAUGUGGGCUUAUUCUCCUCGCUCAUCGUCUGGUUCUACAUCUACCCCAUCAACUGGUACUGGCUGGAGCAUCUCACCUGUCUCCCAUUUACCAGCAAGUUCUGUGAGCGAUACGACAUUGACCAUGUGGUGCACUAGCGUAGUAGCAGCUGUGCUAAUGAGAAGCUUCCAGGUGCCAUGUAGAUACCAGAGUCCUGAGAAAGGACAUCAGGAGAACUGGCUUUUGGAAGUGAGCAUCCUGAAGAAAAACAUCAGGGAAGAGGAACUAUAUCUUGUGGGUUCUAGUAGGUCUGUUGACCUAUGAGUUGGUUCUUUUAAGGCAUUAUCGUGUCAUUUUUGUUGGCACUCCAAGUGCCAAAGACUGAGAUUUGCAAAAUGCCUUUCUCUGCAGGUACAAUACAUGAAAAAUAAUUAAUGUCAAACACUAAUCUCUAAAUCCGUUCAAACACUUGCUUUAAAUUAACCUAAUUUUUAAUAGAGUGGACAUGAGUGUCAGGUUAAUGUUUAAAUAACUUUAUUGCACUAACAGAUAACUUUGCUGCCUUUCACUAAACCUUUAAUCAUGGCAAACAUGUAGGAAAAUCAUCAGUGGUUUGGUAGUUUCUAAAGAACUUAUGGAAUUUGAUUGAUGUCAAGGUUUUGGCCUCAAAAUUGUUUUUGAGAUCUAUCCAUAGAUGGCGCUGUUAAACAAUAUAGUCUGCAAAGAAACUUUAUGCAGGUUCAGACCUGGCAUUGGAUAGCAAAUUAAAGAGACUCUCUUCCCAAAUGGCGGCACGAUCUUUGGGAAAUUUGCCAGAUUCAAGCUAAGGCCUGACUUUGCUCUCAAUUGGUGGGUAGGAUGGCUUUCCCUCUCCCCCUCCCAAUUACACAGUGCAGUACUAACCAAUGUGGGCAUGUGUAAGUGGACGUUAGUGCAGAACAGGCAGUUAGUGUUCUCCUCAAAGCAUGUUGAGCUGUCCAGUGAAGGGUAGCUUGCUUUGUGUGACUUGAAGGAAUCAUAUGCUAGCUUCACCCUCCCCAUUAAAUCUUUAAUAGGACUUUGAUCUAACUAAAAUGGUUCUGUGGUUUAAAGUCUCUGUACCACUAUCAUCCUGAGAGAGCAUGAUUGGGCUUGCUUUUUCAGCGGUGGGUAGAUGGCGCUCUCUUCCCACAUCACCUCUAACAUGAUAUCGGUCACUUGCAACACUUGCUUCCAUUCACUCUAAAUUACUUUCUUCUAAAUCUUAACAACGGAAUUAUACUUCUGAAAUACAGACAUUUUCAUAAAUAUGUGGCAUUUUCCUUAAAUGCUUUAUAAUGCCGUCCUUUGUGUUCACAUUGUAACAUUCACAACACGUCAUACUUUUUUUUUAUAUUUUAAGUGUUCCUCCAAGUCCGCCUUCGUGUUUGGCCGUGCCACGAAGACACCUUAAAUGAACUGGAAGACUUGAGCCAUAUACUGUAUGUGUACAUGUUUGACUUUUUUAUUUUUUGUUUUUGUUUUUUUUUAUUAAUUGGUGGAACUUGAGCUGUUUGUGUGUCCCUUUAUCUUAUUCAGUAAUACCAGCUAUCACAGUGGCCUAGUCUGCUUCAAACGUGCCUUGAUAAGCAAAUCUAAUGCCCUUCUGCAACACUGUAUAUAACCUUUUACACAGAGUAUAAUUGCGGAACCUUACUUUGUAUAAAAAAAAAGCAGAGAGGACCUCCAGAGGUCUCAUCAAUGUCCACUCUUUUAGUUUCUCUGCUCAUUGUCUGCAUACUGCUCUCUUUUUACUGCUCACUUAAAUUUUCCUCCUCCACACAAGUGCUCAUUAGCGAGGGAAGCUAUAGUUCAUGAUUCUUUUUGACAUCAAAGAUGCUCCUAGACAUACUUCGAAAAUGGCUUCAUAAUGUGGUUUUCAACUCUGUUCUGCCAGAGAUUUCAGUUUAUUUACCAACCUGUAUUUUUAUGGUCCGUGUGUUGAUCAGAUUAUAAGCUUCUGUUAGUUUUGAGCUCAGUGUGAAACAAUAUCAAUAAUAUACCGACUGGUCACUUCAUUAAUACCACAUUCUUGUUUCUACACUCAUUAUUCACACUAUUAGCUUCACUUAUCAGCCACAGCAGUGCCGCUGGAGUUUUUAAACACCUUAGUGUCACUGCUGGAAUGAGAAUAAUCCACUAACUGAAAAUAUCCAGCCACCAGCGUUCUGUGACCACUGAUGAAGGACUAGAUAGAGGAUGACCAACACAAACUAUGCAGCAACAGAUUGAGAGCUUCUGUCUCUGACUUUACAUCUACAAGGUAGAACAGCUUUUGGUAGGAGGGUGUAACAGAGUGGAGGACAAUGAGUGAUUAAACAUAGUGUUUAAAAACUCCAGCAGCGCUGCUGUCUGUUCCACUGUUACCAGCACAACACACACUAACACCUCAUACACCACCACCAUGUAAGUACAGUCACUGCAGUGCUAAGAAGUAAAAAAUAGAACUGCAUAAUUCUUCUAUACGUCAAAUAUAGAUGACAAAAUGAACAAAGAAUGUAGAAACAAGGAUGUGUUUUAAAUGGAACGGUCUAUCAGUGUGUACCAAAACUCGUCCGAAAAAAAUCAGACUCUGUGUGAAAAGGCCUGUACUCUGUCCUUUUUGGUUUGUUCACACUAUAUUAUAGAACACUCUGAAACACUGUUCUCCUCCUGUGGGCCAGCACUCUGCGCUGGAGAUUAGAAGUAAAACUUCCUCUGUAUGUGUCCGGCUUACGGAGAGAGAAAAGCGAUGACUGACUGUGAAAAGGAUUACAGUCUUAUUGAGAUGAACUGAGAAUAGGAGGCUUUGAUUAGUCAUGUUCAGUCACCAGCUCCUAAAUCUGCAGUAAAGCUGGUUUACAGUCCAUCGUUCGAUGUGUCCGUCUCCGACGCAGCCCUCCAGGCAGCAUGGAAACAUUAGUCUAUAGGAUUAGUCUAUAAACGAAGCACGGAACAUUGUUCAGGUUUAUAGAUUUGCAUCGUGUGAAAGAUUGUGAAAGAGAAUGUAUCUUUUUUUAAUGCAGUUGAUUAUUAUUGUAAUUAUUACCAUCAUUUAUUAUUGAUGUUUUUUUGUGCUUAUGCUACUUUUGUACAUGUUUAAACCAUAACGUGCCAUUAUUCUGUUGGAGAAUAGGAAAUGUUCUACGUUUACGGACAGCAGUGCUCUGUGCCUUAAAUCAAUUAAAAGGGAAUUGUGGUCAUGUC
Astyanax mexicanus (Mexican tetra) is the source of this 6198-nucleotide messenger RNA. Its product is annotated as inactive rhomboid protein 2. Gene Ontology annotation, biological process: regulation of protein secretion; regulation of epidermal growth factor receptor signaling pathway. Bases 666 to 3152 code for a protein of 828 amino acids. The transcript is spliced from 20 exons. NCBI's taxonomy places the organism in Eukaryota, Metazoa, Chordata, Actinopteri, Characiformes, Acestrorhamphidae. The record is from RefSeq and is a predicted model, not a curated record. Gene Ontology annotation, cellular component: endoplasmic reticulum membrane. Gene Ontology annotation, molecular function: serine-type endopeptidase activity.